UACAAUGCACACACCCUUUUCACCUCUUGCUAUGCCACGGCUAAGAAAAACAGGCUGGAUUUUCACCACAGAGAUAAAUGGAGGAAGCAUUUAAUGGCUUCAUGCGCGUGUAGGAAAUAUAUACAAAGAAAUACAGAUACCCACAACCCUACUCCCAUCACUCCUAUGUUGCAAGAACACAAAGAAUUGUUUAAAAAAUUCAAAAUGCUUUCCAAGUUCCUCCCAGCAACAAGGAGGAGGCAAACGCCUCUAGGAAGCCGGAAGUUGUGGUCUUUUGCAUCACUGUAUCUCUUGAGGCUUCCUCGGAGCACCAUUGAGUUCGGAGGAGCUAGAGCGGCUCCCGCGUGUCCAUAGAGAGAAUACCCCGUCAAACACUAGUAGAGGAGACCGCUCGCUUAUUGGAGAAGUCACUUCCUAGUUCAAAUCAAGAAACCGUUUUUUAAAAUUCCCCCUUUCACCGAGGCGGAGAUCAAUGGAGACGGGGAAAAGUUACUUAUUAUUUUUUUUAGCACCACAGCUGCGGAAGCGUCCGAUCCCAAAAUAACCAACGUUGCCCCUCUCGUCCCUUUUGAUGCCUAUGAGGAGCCCCUCCGCCUUUGAAUUUAAAUAAAAGCUGGUGCAAUAAAAGGAGGCAUCCAAUAAGGCAUGCAAAACGCACCCAGUGGGCUCGAUCCUUGCUCGCUGGUUGCCGCCCGGGAAGUGUGCGGGCGUGUGUAUGCAUGCAUGGUUGCAUGGUCUCUAGUUGCUCCUCUUUCUGCCCUGCCUGGAUCUAUGAGUCCGGAAGUGGAUCCCGUUUUUGCAAAAUUGCAAAAUCCUCGCCAUGGCCACCUCUGCAGACCAGCUGGUGGGCUACGGCUUGGUCGCCUUCAGCCUCACCCUCUUUAUUUACUACACCAUCUGGAUCAUCGUGCUGCCCUUCAUCGAGAGCGACCACGUGAUCCACACGUAUUUCCUGCCGCGAGAGUACUCCGUGAUCAUCCCGGUGGUUGCCGGCUUGCUGCUGCUGCUCUUUGUUGGGACUUUCAUAGCCAUCAUCACGUGGAAGAACCGGAAGUCUGCGAAGAAAUCAGCCUGAAGGUGCCCAGGUGGGCCACGCAGCACUCAAGGGGAACAUUGCAGUGGCAGUGGGUUCCGCCGGAUAACCAGGUGCCAGCAGAUGCGGGAAGGGACUGUAGAAUGGAAGCACCCCACGUCAUCAGCCUGGCCCGGCUGCAGCCAUCGUUUCCUGCAUGUUAUGGACCAAAGGGAUCGGAAAUAGCAUCUUUUUGAGAAACUCCAAAUAUAGUCUCCUGUACAGUAUUUGUCCUUCUGGAUACGGUGAACAAGCUAAUUUCAUACGUGAUGC
Pogona vitticeps (central bearded dragon) is the source of this 1345-nucleotide messenger RNA. It is a transcript of the gene DPM2, whose product is annotated as dolichyl-phosphate mannosyltransferase subunit 2, regulatory. Gene Ontology annotation, cellular component: endoplasmic reticulum membrane; dolichol-phosphate-mannose synthase complex. Gene Ontology annotation, molecular function: enzyme regulator activity. Lineage: Eukaryota; Metazoa; Chordata; Lepidosauria; Squamata; Agamidae. Gene Ontology annotation, biological process: GPI anchor biosynthetic process; dolichol phosphate mannose biosynthetic process. The record is from RefSeq and is a predicted model, not a curated record.